Messenger RNA from Angiostrongylus costaricensis, 552 nucleotides. The record is from the annotation of a GenBank genome assembly. NCBI's taxonomy places the organism in Eukaryota, Metazoa, Nematoda, Chromadorea, Rhabditida, Metastrongylidae.
AUGACUGUUGCCGUUCUUCUGUUAGCUCUGUUCGCCACACUCCACAAUCCAAUUACCAGUGUCGUUAUUCCACCACAGAUUCGUCCAAAAUUCAAUUCAACCCCUGGGAAACGUGCUGCUAAUCUUGACUACAACAUUCGGCUCCUAACAGUGCUUUCACUUCAGCAAAAUGGAUGGCAUCUUUACGAUGAAUACUGGUACCGACUCUUCGAAGUCGAUCUUAUGUGGAUCCCAGCCGAGAAUUUCUGCCGUUCUAUGGGUGGUCACCUCGUCAGUAUCAAAGAUGAAGCAGAAAACGAUUUCGUAAACGCGAUUCGAAAAAAGAGCAACAUUUGGAUUGGGCUGAACAAGAUCGACGACCCUCAACAAAUCUACAAGUGGAGUGAUGGUAGUGCGGCGGACUUCCUCAACUGGGAUUCUACUCAGCCCAAUGAACCUAAGGUAGACUGUGCCUACAUGGCAUACCACCAAGAGCAUCGUGGAACCUGGUUCGACUACGGCUGUCAUGAAAUGCUUCCGCAGUACUUCGUUUGCAAACUACCCACACCAUGA